UUCUUAAUCUUUUUCUCAGUCACCUUGAUCAUUCUCGUUCCUUCUCUUUUCUUAUUUAAUGAAAAGGAAGAAACAAGUGGGUAUGUUAACUUCUUUCCCCAGCCCUCCUUGAGCUUAUACUGUUGCUGCUGCUGCUGCUGCUGUUGCUUCUGCCCCUCGCAACACCCCCACCUUAUCGCACACACUUUUCUCAUCUCUUUCUCUCGCUUGCUCGCUCGCUCGCUCGCUCUCGUUGGUUGACCCGCUAAAAUAGACAAAGCUUUAUUCCCGGCCAAAGUCAGAGAUAUUAACAGUCCCCAAUCUCCACACGUAGUCGGUACAUCGUCGUCGGUUCGACAAGUUUAAUAUUGAUUUAUAAAUCGACCUGCUUCUUUUCAAUUAGUGUCUGAUAUUUUCCUUUUAAUUCGAUCUUCUUCUUUUCCUUAUUUUCCUUUUAAUUCGAUCUCUCUUAUCAUUCUUAAAUCAUCGAGUAAUAGUGUGAAUUUGGAAAUUUACUUGAAAAUUAAGAUAAUGUUAUGUAUGACCCUUAGAGAGUAGACAUAUAUACGGUCAUUAACGAAUAAAUAAUAACAAGUAACAAGGAAAAAUAUUGUAUAGUUUAUCGUCGUUAUGUUUUUGAAAGGUUAUGAAAAUGUUGGUAAUAUUGGAGAUUAUUUUGAGCAUAUAUUUUCUCUUUUACUUUCUAUUAAUCGAAAAUAAUAGUUGGUUUGGAAGAUGGCGACAUCAUGAUUACGUCAUAUUUUUACUUGACAUUGCAUUUCUCCGAUAUUAUUAAAUAAAAAGAAAUUGAUUCGCGAUCAGAUAUGCCACAAUAUGACGAAUCUUUUCUCGAUUCGCCAAUCUUCAGACGACGUGUACGAACUUAUUUCGUACAAAAGAAAUCCUCGACGAAAUCAAGAUCGUUCAAGAAUACGUCUGUACCUUUGUUGUUGGCCGUGACCGAUCUCAAUAACGAUUUCUCUGAUUCGCUUUCGAUCUGCAGUACGCAAGGGAAAAACAAAGGAUGCGCAUUCAUUGAAAAUGAAAAAAAUAAAAUUACAGAAAGCAACGAGGAACGUUCAAACGGAAAGGCGCGCGGCGGUAAGCUCGCGCGUCGAGCACGCUCCUUUAAGGAGGACUUUUUGGAGAAGCUUUCACACAUGCGUUCUCCGGGUAGCGGUGGUACAGGGGCAGGCGGCGCAGAGAGCGUCGUAGGAGGAGCCGGCCGAGCAAGUUCACCUUCGUCGCCACGAGCACCGCGUGAUAAAAAUGGAGUUACUGGAAUUGGACUUGGAACAGGUGGAACAUCGUCGUCAUCGUCAGGAAAGGAUAGUAAUAAUGCAGCUGGUCUUGAAAAAAAUCCUUUACGAGACUUGCAUGUUCACGUGAGACAAGUACAGCUUGCUCUUCUGCAUUUUCGGGAUGUUGUCUCGAAAAAGAAAUUGGAAAUGUUGCCAGGUAAUGGGACAGUGGUUCUCGACACUGUUACCACCAUACACACGGUACUCAAGUCCUAUCUUCUCUAUGAAAAUAGUUCCACGCUAGGAUCCGCAACCAAUCAAGUUUAUCAAGCACUCGCUCAGUUAUUAAAGCUUUGCGACGAUGUCUUGUUACACGGCGAUCAAUCUUCUGCUUUGGAUACCGAAAAUGUUACCCAUAUUAUCGGUUUGGUCGAAGAAGCAGUUAAGAAUUUGGUUUCCCUUGCUCAUGAGAAGAUUUCUAAUCGACAGAAACCUGUUAGCAUUACGAUUAACAAUCGUGCAUCGGGUUAUGGAUUGGAACUUGCUCCUCAGAGGAACUCGCUGCCGGAUAUACCUUUAACACCAAGGGAAAGAGAGAUCUUAGAACAGACCGCUGCCAACAAUAGUCUUGUUCGAAGUUCUCAUAGUUCUGAAUCUAUUUUAAGGGAUUCGAGUCCACCACCAAAACCUCCUCUUCCUGAUAGAACGAACGUAUGCUUCUCCGAAGAAAACAGUUCGUCAGGUACACCACCACCUUUACCACCGAAAAGAAGAACCAGAACUCAACAAUUGCUCGACGAGUCUGAGAGUUUCUUAGCAUCUAGUCUCGAUAGGGUUUCCUUGCGUAGUCGAUCACCGGAAGACUCUUCUUCUAUUUUAAGUGCAUCAGCUGGUAGUUUGGAUUCUGCUUUAAAUCAUUCGCGUGACGAGGAUGAAAUUCGAGCGAUCAUGGGACCAAACGAUGAGUCUCUCAAUGAUAGUAUGGAUCUCAGUCUUAUAGCUACCAUUAAAAGUAUGCAAGUUAAUGGGACCUCUAAUUGUGCUUGUUGGGAUAGUUCUGAAAGCAGUAUACCAAGUACUAUGUUACUAGGACAACAAACACCGCAAGAAAUUCUUAAUCCGUUCACCGGUAUUGAUGGAAAAAUAGAAAGAUUUUCAACCCAAACACAUGAAUCCGGUUUUGUGUCGAUGCAUUCUCAAAGAAGUUCUUCUCAAAGUUACACGACUGCUUCUAGUACAACUUCAAAAAGGUCAUCGCAACAAAGCAGUAUCAGUUAUAGUUCCCAAACGUUUAGUACCCAACAACAAUCUCUUUAUCAACAAAAGUUUACAUCUGAUAGCAAUGGUUCUGUUUUCAUGCAAAAAACAAUGAGCAGCUCUAAAAGUACCACGGAUAAUAUGAAUAUAACGGGAAGUGGCGAUGCCGUUAUGUUAGAAAAAUUGAAAAAUGAAAUGGAAUCAAUUACUAUAUCCGAUGCUAAUGGAAUACCACCUGCAUUGCCAGAAAAACGAUCUAAACGGAGAAGAGAACGUCAACCGUCGCAAUACGACAAUGUACCUGAAAAUGAACAUUUGUCUACUUGCAGUUUGCACACCAGUAACGGCGACAGUUCGGAUACCAAUAAACCACCACCUCUUCCGCUGAAAAAAAAACAUAUGUUCCAAUCAGUGGCAUAUUCUGUUAUGGCAUACAUGGAGAUGUUUGGAAAUUGCUCUCACAGCAACAACGACUUCAUUUCUGGCCUUGGAACUCGUCAUUCUGUAGCAGCUUACAAUUCCAUGCAAGCAGAAUGGCAGCAACAUGAAAUGGCACUCACUACGACUCAAUCUUGUUCUUUUAUGGCUCAUACGGUAACUAACUUGCAUGACACCACAAGCGUUUCUAUAUCUAUGACUCCAAGCAUUACGGAAAUAACAAAUAAUUCUAGUCUUCCUCCGGCUUUACCACCAAAGAGAUCACGAUCUAUCAAAUCAAAUGCUACACCUUCGAUAGUUUCACCAAAGCCUACGAUUAGUAUGCAAAGCAUACAUACAUCUGAUUCAAUUUUAUCAUCGACUCCUGUCAAAAUUGAUGAGCCGCCGUCAUAUAAUGAUGCUUUUCUUGAUAAAAAAGAUGUUGUAUCGUCAACUCCAGUGAAAUUGAAUAUCACCGGUACUGCAUUAGACAUAGCAUUACCAACUUCCAGACCUGCAAGUAAUGCUCUUUCUUCUGUAUCCAUUAGCGAUAACACUUUGGAAUUAAGGGAUAUAGAUCAGGAUGAUAAUAUAUUGGAAGAAUUAGAUAUCAGUAAAUAUUUAGUUUUUAAAAAAUCUGAUGAAGAAGGACCCGAUAUACGUGGUGGACAUCCUGAUGCAUUAUUAAUUCAUGCUACCAAAGCAAAUAAGCAUGACGAAAAGGAAUCAGACUUUUUAUAUCAGGAAGCUUUUCUGACAACAUACAGAACAUUUAUGCAACCGCUUGAAUUAAUUCAAAAAUUACAUAAACGACAUCAACGUUUUUCCUGUUCUCCAGAUGUUACGAAGCAACGAGCAGCUCGAGAAGCUUUCUCCCUAUUAGUUAGAGUAGUCAGUGAUUUAACUAUGUCAGAUCUUGACGAUACCUUAUUACAAACUUUAAUGGAAUUCGUACAGCAAUUAGUAUGCAGUGGUGAUUUAACAAUGGCUAAAGCUUUACGAGUGAAAAUAUUAGAAAAGCAUGCCGCUAAGCAAUUACAAUACGCACAACCAAUUUUAUCUUCUCUCAGUGUAACGACGAAACAAGCAUCACUUCUAGAUUUUAAAAGCGAACAAAUCGCAGAACAAAUGACUCUAUUAGACGCAGAUUUAUUUAUGAAAAUUGAAAUUCCUGAGGUAUUAAUUUGGGCUCAGGAACAAAAUGAAGAGAGAAGUCCAAAUCUUACAAGAUUCACAGAACAUUUUAAUAAAAUGUCAUAUUGGGCUAGAUCCAGGAUAUUAGAGCAUAGAUUGGAGAACGAAGCUAAGGAUAGAGAAAAAUAUGUUGUCAAGUUCAUUAAAAUAAUGAAACAUCUUAGAAAAAUAAAUAAUUUUAAUAGUUAUCUUGCCUUGCUUUCUGCAUUAGACAGUGCACCAAUUAGAAGACUUGAAUGGCAGAAGCAUAUUACGGAAGGUUUGAAGGAAUAUUGUGCUCUUAUCGAUAGUUCAAGCAGUUUUCGAGCAUAUAGGCAAGCUUUAGCAGAAACUCAACCACCAUGCAUCCCAUAUAUUGGGCUUGUGUUACAAGACCUUACAUUUGUGCAUAUUGGGAACAGUGAUUUGUUACCGGACGGUACUAUCAAUUUUUCUAAAAGAUGGCAACAAUUUAAUAUUGUUGAAAAUAUGAAGAGAUUCAAAAAAGGUACAUACUCCUUCAAGAAACACGAUCGUAUUAUUACGUUCUUCAACAACUUCAGUGAUUUCCUCUGUGAGGAAGCAAUGUGGCAAAUUUCUGAAAGUAUUAAGCCACGUGGUGGAAAGAAAGUUCAAUCGCAAAACUAGAACAUAUCUAACCCUUUCACUGCCUGUGUUUCCAAAUCAAAAGGCUGAAAUGGUGGAAAUUCAAAAUGAUUAUGUUUACAUGAGAAUUUGCUCUUUUCUGCGAUUCAAAAAAAAAAAUAAUAAUAAUGCAUAUACACGUAUAUAUACAUAGGUAGUAUGUAUUGAAGAAUCUAGUAUGUAUAUGUACGUAUGUGUGCGUAAUAUACGUACGUAUGUGCGACGCUCUGAGAGCGGUGAAAGGGUUAGCAUGGUCUACCCCAAUGUGUACGCAGCCUCUGUGAGGCUGUAUUUGAAUGUUUUUAAUUUAUACUCGCCGAAAAAAUACAAACAAAAGAAAAGAAAUACAAAAAGUUAAUAUACACAGUCCAGCCGAGACACAUGCGAUCUUGUACAGUAUUUGAAUUUUAAUGCAUUGUCUCUUCAAACAGAAUCAUAUGCAUGACGAGAGAGAGAGAAAGAGAGAGAGAGAGAGAGAGAGAGAGAGAGAGAGAGAGAGAGAGAGAGAGAGAGAGAGAGAGAGAGAGGCAUCGAUGAUAAUCGAAAGUCAAAGAAACAGUCAAAAUCUAGUUAGCACAAAGUUAAGAGAUUAGUUAUACUAUCGUUAAUUCAAUGCAUUUCUCAUGAUCUUCCUCUUAAAUGCAAAUUGAUAUGAGAAAUACAUAUUUGCCUUGAUAUCCAAAUUGUAUUUAAAUAUGAUGUAUCUAUAAUAAUGCUUAGCUUAUAGAUAAAAAAGAAGAAGAAGUAAAGAAAGAAAAAACAAAAUAUGAUUUACAUUGAAAAAAACUACUAUUAUUACUAAACUAUUACACACACACACACACACACACGUGUAUAUCUACACAUACAUAACUUAUUUAUUAUUUGCGUUUUGCAGACGAGAGAAAGAGAGAGAGAAAGAGAGAGAGAGAGAGAGAGAGAGAGAAACUGUAAGAGUAGUAGAUGUCGUCAGUUAUCAUUUAAAUUAUUUAGAUAUAUGUGAACGUCCAUUUAUCUAGCUUUCACGUAGAUAGACAAAUUU
Vespa velutina is the source of this 5733-nucleotide messenger RNA. RefSeq names its product guanine nucleotide-releasing factor 2 (gene C3G). The transcript is spliced from 18 exons. The record is from RefSeq and is a predicted model, not a curated record. The coding region runs from base 804 to 4715 and encodes 1303 amino acids. Gene Ontology annotation, cellular component: plasma membrane. Gene Ontology annotation, biological process: Ras protein signal transduction; positive regulation of GTPase activity. Gene Ontology annotation, molecular function: guanyl-nucleotide exchange factor activity. NCBI's taxonomy places the organism in Eukaryota, Metazoa, Arthropoda, Insecta, Hymenoptera, Vespidae.